AUGAAGAUUGAAACAAAAGCUUUCAAUGAAACAGUAUAUGGUGGGAUCAUCAAGCACAAUGGUCAAGAAACAAUUCUGGAGAUGUUGGAUGAUGGACUGCUGACCUUCAGGGAUGUGGCCAUAGAAUUCUCUCAGGAGGAAUGGAGAUGCCUGAACCAGAGUCAGCGAGAACUGUACAGGGAUGUGAUGUUAGAGACCUAUGGACACCUCCUCUUCUUGGGCCUCAUUGUGUCGAAACCACACCUGCUCAUUUUUUUGGAACAAAAGAGGGAGCUCUGGGAUGUGAAGAGAAAGAAGACGGUAGCCUCACCAGCAGGUGAACUUCCAUUUUUCAUCCUUACUUGA
This is a messenger RNA of Prionailurus viverrinus (fishing cat), 345 nucleotides long. Its product is annotated as KRAB domain-containing protein 5-like. Gene Ontology annotation, biological process: regulation of DNA-templated transcription. NCBI's taxonomy places the organism in Eukaryota, Metazoa, Chordata, Mammalia, Carnivora, Felidae. Bases 1 to 345 code for a protein of 114 amino acids. The transcript has 4 exons. The record is from RefSeq and is a predicted model, not a curated record.